Schistosoma margrebowiei is the source of this 231-nucleotide messenger RNA. NCBI's taxonomy places the organism in Eukaryota, Metazoa, Platyhelminthes, Trematoda, Strigeidida, Schistosomatidae. The record is from the annotation of a GenBank genome assembly.
AUGUUAGUAUUUUUGAUUAUCACUAAAAUCUUUGAUUGGAUUGGAUUUUUCAGUAAACUCUUUAUUGGGAAAGAACCUGAAAGAAUACGUGGUCCCAAGGGUCCUGAGGUUGAUUUAUCUAACCUUUUCGGCUUGCUUUUUGGUGGGAACGAGGGAAAAGAUAGGGUUAGAAGGCGGAGAGGUGGUGGCGGUGGUGAUGGAGGCCUUCUUAAACUAUUAUUUGCUCCUUAA